GACUGACACGCUUCCGUUGCUUUAGAACUUCCACCGUCAUCUCCACCUCACUUUCCCUGCCGAUAACCUAUAGAUCCGAUGCCUGACGGUCUCUGAGCGAAUAGUCACUACAUCCACGCUCCACCUCGCCGUCGAAAUGGACUCGUCACGCACCCAUCGACGCGUCCCCCCGGCCCAGAACUCCACCGCCCAAGCGAUUCAGAAUACAUACGCUCCCGGAGCGUACGACGAGGUUGUCAACGCCGACAUGGAUCCGCCGUGGGACAGUAUGGCCACAGACUAUAACCACUUUGGGCAGAAUGGGUACGGUAGUCUUAUGGGCUACCCGAACCUGCAGAACCCCGCGGCAUACGCAAUGCCGGCCCAAAUAGGUCGGCCCGAGAGCCCGUCGACGACAAUGGUCCGUCGCAACCAGCAGCAGCAGUUAGCUCGGGCCCGAGCUGGACAGUUGAGGGAGUACGACGGCGUCCAGGGGAACGAUGCUCACGAUGUCACCGCGGAGACUGAGGAAGAAGCUCUGGCUAGAGCGAGGAAGGUCAAGGACGAGGCGCAAGCUCAGAGGAAGUCGCUGGUUCCUUUCGUUCAGAAGCUACUCAGCUUCCUGCAGACGAGCGAGUGGAUCCAGCUCAUCCACUGGACGAAGGACGGGAAAGCAUUUGUUAUUACCGAUGAUGAAGCUUUCGCUAAGGACGUCAUACCCAGGAUGUUCAAACAUAACAAUUACCCAUCCUUCGUCCGUCAACUGAAUAUGUACGGAUUCCACAAGCGAGUCGGCCUCGACGAAGGUAGCUUCCACGCGAACGAGCACGGUGUUCGGAUGCCGCACACCUAUGAGCACAAGUACUUCCAGCGCGAUAAGCCUGAGCUUGCGUGGUUGAUCUCUAAACCUCCGCCCAAGUCCAUGACCACGGGCAAGAGAGACACGAAGAGGAAGCGGUUGGCGACAGAUGCGGACGUCGAUGCUUCUGAAGAUGACGUGGAAGACGGCAUGCCGAAGGACGAUAACAUCUCAAUCCCCAGAUCUGAGAUUGUCGGCAUGCGUAAGGACUUGUCGGAGUACCGGCAAUCAAGCCAGACCAUUUCUAUGGUCAUCGCCGAACUCAGGGAGAACAAGAACUUAAAUAAGGCCUUGUCACAGCGAGUCCUCCAUCUCGAGGAGCAGAAUCGCAAGCAAGCUCACGUCCUCAACUCCAUCCUCCAGUUCCUCCAGCUCUAUGCCAAGAAGGAUACGGCUCCCAACCUGACCCAGACUCAAGGCUACGGUCCCAUCUCUCCGCGCCAGAACAAUUCGACUAUGCCCGGUCAAGUGGUGAAUCUGGAAGACAUGAAUAUCGCGGACAUCGGCGCUGCGCUGAUGCGAGCCAACCCGGGAGCCUCAGCGGGGGCACGUGGUCGACGACCUUUCGCCCUGCUGCCUCCCCCCGAAGCGACCAACGACUUCGGCAUCGGGUCUGUCCCUGCCAGCGCCGAUGCAGCCACCAGCUCGCAUUUCCAGAACGCACCGGCGAACAAUGCGAAUAAUGCGAACAGUCUGUUCGGGAACCCCGAUGGCAUCGCAGCCUUCAACAACAUUACCGCCGCCCCGUCUCCGCCGUCACCCCAAACUGUGGUCGAUUCGACUUCUCCAUCCAUGCGGCCCAGUUCUCCCCUCACCAUGAACGGCAGCACCCCUCGCGUCCCGUCCGACCCUCCUCGCCCUUCGCAGCCGAUGACGACCGCCGCUCACCCGUCUACCGCCACGAGCGAACGCACCUCCGUCUCUUCCCGCUCCACGCAGCAGCCUCAGCAGGCACGCAACCAGAUACAACAAACACAGGAACAACGGCAACCCGCUCAACCCAUCGCCUCUACUGCUUCUCGCGCCUCUCCCCCCGCGAACCUUCCCUUCCGCGCACCAAGCCCGCUCUUCGAACUUGGCAACCUCCCACCCACCGAACAAUUCACGCAGCUCUCGUCGCACCUUGACAACCAAGACGAACGCGUGCGCCACCUGCUCUCCCGCGUCGGCUCCUACUCCCCCGGCGGCCGCCUGAACGGCAUUCAAGGCUGGGAAGGCGGUGGUACGACCCCAACGAGUGCUAGCGGAGCUAACCCCGCGGUCGACGACGAUCUCAGUCGCUGGCUUGUCGACGGACAUGGUCCCGAUGGUGCGGAUUACUUCGGAAGUGGGAUCGGCGACGUCGGGAUCGGGGACCAUGGGAAGGAGUUGGAGAUGGACUUCGAUCUGUCGGCAAUGGAUACGGGGGAUGGGGAGGAGUUGUUUGGGGAUGUGGAUGGGGAAGGAGGGAAGGUUGUGGGGAGUGUUGAGAGUAGUGUGAAUUCCCCUGCGGACGCUGCGGUGUGAACUCGCCCGCCGACGCCGAGGAGAAGGCGUGAACAGGAUAGGUCGCAGUCAUGACAGGAUGGGUCACAGCGUCGAUGAAGUCAUGAAGACCUGGAGUUGAUGCGAUGUCCUAGUUGCCUCUCUGUUUUCGAGAGGGUAUAAGGGCGGGAUAGGUAUUCCCCAUAGGUAUUCCCCAUAGCAACGAUUAUGAGACAUGAUAAACAUGCAUAUCACCAAAAAGUCAAUACAUGAUUACCGACAAGAUUG
This is a messenger RNA of Eremomyces bilateralis CBS 781.70, 2590 nucleotides long. RefSeq lists its product as uncharacterized. Gene Ontology annotation, molecular function: DNA-binding transcription factor activity; sequence-specific DNA binding. The transcript has 2 exons. Lineage: Eukaryota; Fungi; Ascomycota; Dothideomycetes; Eremomycetales; Eremomycetaceae. Gene Ontology annotation, biological process: regulation of DNA-templated transcription. The record is from RefSeq and is a predicted model, not a curated record. The coding region runs from base 137 to 2344 and encodes 735 amino acids.